UUCAGACGCUCGGGUCACACAUUCAGACGCGCAAUGGAAUCUCCGGUUCGGCUUCAAGUCAGUUCAAUGAGUUGACGUUAGCUAACAACUAGCUAGCUGGUUUAAACCGAGCAGCUUUACGCCCUAUACUUUAAAUGAUAUUAUUUUAGGUCAGCAAAAGUUGUGUGCCUCGGAUAAGAAAAACAAAACUCCAAAAGAACAUCUCUAGCGCUAUGCGGUGAGAAAGCAAAGCGGGUGCACGGGUCCUUAAAUCCAGCCCGCUGGUCGGCCUGUAACUGCGAUUCUUUCGGAAACAAGGUAUGUCAUGUGACCCAGAGCCUGUCUGAAGAUGAGCGAAGAGGUCCAGGCCACGGUGGAGUUCUCCGUGGAGCUGCUCAAGUUCUACAACGUGGACCUGUUCCAGAGAGGGUUCUAUCAGAUCCGGGGCAGUCUGAAAGUGCCACCAAGGAUCCCUCAUCGGAUCGACGCCAGCUUACUGCAGACGGCAGCCUCGGGCUCAGAUCUGGCCUUCCCCCCCUCCGUCCAUGAUGAUGUCAUUCACAGCAAGACCUUCCAGAUCCUGUACAAGAACGAGGAGAUCCUCCUCAACGACGUGCUGGUCUUCAAGGUCAAGAUGCUCCUGGACGAGAACAAGGUUGAGGAAUGUCUGAGUGAAAUGGACUUCCAGCUGUCCUUAGACCUGCACUUCACUGACGGAGACUACUCGCCUGAGGACCUGAGCUCCUUGCAGCUGAUCAGCAGCCGAUCUCUCCGCCUGCACUUCAGCCCCGCCCAGGGCCUGCACCACCACGCCAGCGUCAUGUUCGACUACUUCCACCUGUCAGCCCUGUCCGUCAGCCUCCACGCCUCCCUGGUGGCCCUGCACCAGCCCCUUGUGAGUUUCCCGCGGCCUCUGAAGGGAACGUGGUUGAACCGCAACGCUCCAGUGCAGACCCGGGACUCUGUGGUGCCCGAGCUGGAGAGCGUGGUGUUCGGGAGCGGCUACCUCCGCCAGACCUCCCCGGAGGGCGGCAGGUUCUCGGUGUCGGACCAGUGUCUGCAUCACGCGUACAGCCUGCACCGGCGGCUGGUCUCCACCCUGCUGCAGGCCUACCAGGGCCUGUUCGGCUACUUCAGCUCCGUGACCCGGGACCUGCCCUCCUCGCACCGCAAGGAGCUGGCCCGGACCAGCAUGCAGGUCCUGUACGAGAGGGUGCUCCGGAAACCCUACCCCCGGGACCCGGCGCUCCCCGGAAUUGAGAAAACAGAGGUGGAGACCCGGCUGGCUGAACUGUGUGAGCAAGUGAAGAAAGCCCAGAGGCCUGACGAGCUGGCUGAGCUGGUGAACAUGAACCUGGCCCAGCUGUGCUCUCUGCUCAUGGCCCUGUGGGGGCAGCUGCUGGAGGUCGUGACCCUGCAGGAGGAGGUCUCCGCCCUGCUGGCCCUGGAGCACCACACACUCAGGGUCCGAAGGUUCGCAGAGGCGUUUUUCUGUCUGGAGCACCCGAGGCAGAGCGCGCUGGCCUAUCAGGAGCUGCAUGCUCAGAGCCACUUACAGAUGACCGCUGCCAUCAAGAGCUCCGCCUACUUCCUGUCUCUGCCCCCGCUGCCCGUGGAGUGUGCCGAUCUGGACGGUGAUGUCACUUCCUUGCCCAUCAUCUUCGAGGACCGGUACCUGGAGUCUGUCACAGAGGACCGGGACGGGCCCUGGCAGGGCGCGAGCAGCGGGCGGAGCCGGUCGUCUUCAGGGGCCACGGCGGGCCGACCCGACCCCUCGCCCCGGUCCCUCCCCACGGGGCCCCGCAAGAGGCCAGAGGCCGAGGCCCGCAAGAAACCCGCAGGGCCCGUUUGUGAGGACUCUGGGGCGCCGGAGGCCCGAAACGAGGGGGAGGGGCGGCGGCAGGAAGGGGGCACGCCCCCCAGGACUCACAGCGAGGUGGGGGCCACGCCCUCCCCCGCCAACCUCCACCCUGUCCCUGUCGCCAGCACGGCCGGCUGGGAAGCACAAACCGACCCGCCCCCCCAGGGACCAGCCCCGGGGGCCCUGGGAGCGGGGCCAGGGGCCCAGCCCGCACCCCAGGGCCCGGGGGGGCACACCCGGCACAUCCAGGUCAAGCCCAGCAGCAGCGACCCCUAUCGGGGCGAGGCGGUCACGAUCAUCCUGCCUAACCGAGCCCCAGGGGCCCCCGGGGAGGACGCAGCCGAACCCGGCCCUUCUGCGGCCGGGGGGGAGGGGGGUGUGGGCGCCUCCUCUAAAGAGAGCCCCCUGGUGGCACUGGGUGUGCUUUGCACCUCCUGCCUGCCGGACUCUGACGGCCUGCCCAGUCCCCUGCCCCCUCAGGGGCCGGAGGACCCCAGCCCUCUCCUCUGUCCCCGGGCCCCUGACUGCGGGGGGCCGGAGCAGGGCGCGGCCCCCACCGCGCCCACGGCCCCUGGAAACGGCCCCUCCCAAAGCCUUCCCUCUGAGCACACUGCCAUAACGGACCCGUCCCCCGCUCUGGCCCCGCCCGCUCCCGCCGCGGCCCCGGCGGCCAGCAGCAGCAGCAGCAGCGACAGCGUGGGCCGGGGCCUGGUGGAGAACCACUUCUGCUCGCGCUCCAGCACCGACGUGUCCGAGAGCAGCCCGCUGGAGAUGGCCGACAUCACGCUCUCCGUCCAGCAGGGGGAGCCGGAGGACGAGCAGGACCUGGAGAUGAUCGAGAACGGCUACCACGAGGAAGAGGACGCGGGCGCGGCCUACGCCAACGGGCUGGAGGACGGGGAGGAGUUCACGGACGCCGGGUGCGGGGGCAACCGCUGGAGCCAGCUGCUGAGCCUGGAGCAGUUCUGCGAGGGGGCGGUGCUGCUGGACGGAGGCUCCGCCCACCGGCCCUCCCUCCCCUCCGGCUCCGCCCGCCCGCAGGUCAGGAGGGGCUCCGCCCGAAAGCUGCUCCCGUCCGGCCUGGCCUCGUCCGGGCGCUGGUACGAGAGCUCGCCCGCCCCGCAGAGGAACACUUUUCUCCAGGCCAAAGAGGCCCUGCAGCAGUUGCACCUGCCGGGGUUCCUGUACAGUGAGGCUGCAGAGCUGGCCUCCCGGGUGCCGUACUUCAUCGGAGAGGAGGACCAGGGCUCUGACGAGGGCGUCCAUCUUGUGGUCUGUGUCCAUGGCCUGGACGGUAACAGCGCAGACCUGCGGUUAGUGAAGACCUACCUGGAGCUGGGCUUACCUGGCGCUCACAUCGAGUUCCUCAUGUCCGAGCGCAACCAGAACGACACCUUCGCCGAUUUCAACACCAUGACGGACCGUCUGCUGGAGGAGAUCCUGCAGCACAUCAGGCUCUACCACCUCACCGUGUCCAGGAUCAGUUUUGUGGGUCACUCCCUGGGGAACCUGAUCGUGCGCUCGGUGCUGACCCGGCCCGGGUUCCGCUGCUACCUGAGCAGACUGCACACCUUCCUGUCCCUCUCUGGGCCUCACCUGGGGACCCUGUACAACAGCUCCGCCCUGGUCAACACAGGUCUGUGGUUCAUGCAGAAGUGGAAGAAGUCGGGCUCCUUGCUGCAGCUGACAUGCCGUGACCACACCGACCCCCGGCAGACCUUCCUGUACCAGCUCAGUCAAAAAGCAGGCCUGCAGUUCUUUAAGCACGUGGUGCUGGUGAGCUCUCUGCAGGACCGCUACGUCCCGUAUCACUCCGCUCGCAUCGAGAUGUGCAAACCAGCCCUGAAGGACCGGCAGUCAGGUCCAGUGUACACGGAAAUGAUCCAGAACCUUCUCCUGCCGGUGCUGCAGAACGCGGACUGCAGCCUGGUGCGCUACGACGUGGUGCACGCCCUGCCCAACACCGCCAACUCCCUGAUCGGCCGGGCCGCCCACAUCGCCGUGCUGGACAGCGAGGUCUUCCUGGAGAAGUUCUUCCUGGUGGUGGGCCUCCACUACUUCCGCUAGCGCCCCCUUGCCCUCCUGUGAGGAGCCUGGGGCCCCCUCGCCCUCCUCUGAGGAGCCUGGGGCCCCUCGCCCUCCUGUGAGGCGCCUGGGGCCCCCUCGCCCUCCUGUGAGGAGCCUGGGGCCCCC
Messenger RNA from Conger conger (European conger), 4033 nucleotides. RefSeq names its product family with sequence similarity 135 member A (gene fam135a). NCBI's taxonomy places the organism in Eukaryota, Metazoa, Chordata, Actinopteri, Anguilliformes, Congridae. The record is from RefSeq and is a predicted model, not a curated record. The coding region runs from base 329 to 3907 and encodes 1192 amino acids. The transcript is spliced from 21 exons.